This is a messenger RNA of Penicillium soppii, 2460 nucleotides long. Its product is annotated as non-ribosomal peptide synthetase. Gene Ontology annotation, cellular component: cytoplasm. The record is from RefSeq and is a predicted model, not a curated record. NCBI's taxonomy places the organism in Eukaryota, Fungi, Ascomycota, Eurotiomycetes, Eurotiales, Aspergillaceae. The transcript has a single exon. Gene Ontology annotation, biological process: amino acid activation for nonribosomal peptide biosynthetic process; secondary metabolite biosynthetic process. Gene Ontology annotation, molecular function: phosphopantetheine binding. The coding region runs from base 1 to 2460 and encodes 819 amino acids.
AUGGCUCCCGUGCUUUUAGAAGCGCAAUUUGCGGAUAAACCCAACGGCGCUCUAAUCAAAAAUUCAAAGAACGAGUCUUCCACGAAUGCAGUCGACCUCACUCUGACCGAACGCCCCUGGCGCCUCCUCCACCUCGUCGAUGCUUUGAACCCUCCCGCGCCUGCAUUCGGGGAGCAUCCAGAUAUUCAUAUCCAGAGACUACUCCAGCUGGCAUGGGUGGCCACAGUCAGGGCUUUUGCCUGCUCAACUACACUGUACAUUGGUGAGGAAUAUUCGCAAGGCCGAUGCUUUGUAGGCGAGGGGGCUCAUUCGGCUCCCAGGCCGACCGUUCAGAUUCACAUAGAUCCACAUGACACUAUGAAGGAGCUGUUCGCGCAAUGCAUCAGCGCAAUGGAUACAUUGAAGAAUGUUCCAACGACCGCCAAUGGACAUGCUGGAGCUGAUGGCAAGAGUUCCGUAUUCAGCGCUACGAUCGUCUAUCAGCGACAACCGCCUCAACGCACAUUUUCGAGCCAAGCUUCAUGUAGAGGGCAAUGUGAGUCCUGUUGUGUGAUACAGCCCAAUGGUGCAUUGGAGGUGGAAUCUCUUUUCACUGGUCUUCGUCUAUCUAUACGUCACACCCCUGACGAUAGGUUACAAGCGUGCCUGGAGGUUGGGGAUUCUGGAAUGGAGCUGCCACUGGCUAGGAGUCUUCUACACAGCUUCAACCAGGCACUUGUUUCACUUACCGGGUCCUCCACACAAACUGUUGGUAGUCUUGACUUGUGUUCCGCAGAGGAUCGGGAACAUAUCGCAAAAUUCACGGGAUCUCUUGCUCCGUGCCAGGAUGAACUUCUCCAUGAGCUUUGUUUUCGAUAUGCAAAGAUAACCCCGGAUGCGCAGGCUGUCCGAUCCUGGGAUGGCGACCUGACAUACCGCCAGUUGGAAGAAUUGACUACUCGUUUAGCUCACUGGCUUGUCGGGCAGGGCGUUGGACCAAACAUAUUCGUCGCGUGCGCAUUUUACAAGUCCACGUGGGCCAUCGUGGCUCGUCUCGCUGUUCUCAUGGCUGGUGGUGCAUACAUCUGUGUUGAUGGGACCGAUCCACCACCGUACCUCGCUUCCGUCCUUGAACGAACCAAAAUGAAGAUAAUGCUCACCUCAGCCGGCUACAAAAGCAAGUUCUCAGGCCGCGUCGAAACGUUGUUUGAAGUGAGCGAAGCCUCGGUGCUGGAUCUACCAUUGAUCAACAUGGUUCCAUGUCCGACCGUCACACCAACAGACCCAUGUGUGGUGCUGUUCACAUCUGGUAGCACGGGAAAGCCUAAGGGCAUUGUGCAAGAGCAUCGCAGCUAUGCGUCCGCUCUGACAGACUACGUCCGAGUAAUGAAGAUGGGGCCACACAGUCGGAUGUUCUCAUUCGAUGCCUACGCUUUCGACAUUAGCAACAAUGACUUCCUGGCCCCUCUCAUGGCGGGUGGCUGCUGCUGCGUUCCAACCGUUUCGCUGACAAUGGACGCUCUCAUGGAUGACAUGAACGACCUGGAAGCCAACAUGAUGUUCAUCACUCCCUCCGUCGCCAUCGACAUAGACCCCGAGCGCGUACCCACCCUGAAAUGGAUGUGCAUUGGAGGCGAGCCAGUCUCAGACGCGGUGUUGGCCAAAUGGCUGAAUCGCGUACAAGUCGUCAACCAAUAUGGAAUGGGGGAAGUCGCCUCACUUUGCGCAUACAACCGCGAUCUCCAAAUGGGCCGUGGAUCGGUAGUGGGUCGUCCGGCCACCGGCGCAAUCUGGAUUGUCAGUCCUGAUAACCCGGACCAACUUAUGCCGAUUGGAGCGGUCGGGGAACUGCUCGUCGAAGGACCCCACCUCUCACAGGGUUACUUGGACCACGUGUCUGGAAAAUCGGAGAAUUUCCUCACCGCACCACCAACCUGGAUGGCGCAGCUGCAUGCCGAGAGACCAGACUACCGACUCUAUCGCUCCGGUGAUCUCGGUCGGUAUAACCACGACGGCACGAUCGAGCUGAUGGGCCGCAAGGACAGCAUGCUCAAGCUCGACGGAGCACGUGUGGAAGCCGGCCAGGUCGAGUACGUGCUCCGACGGAAUCUCUCAACGGGUGAUGCAGCUAUCGUUGAUGUCCUCGGCGCCAUCGAUGGCAAAGGAGACCCCAUUCUGGCGGUUUACAUAUACCUUGCAAACAACCCGAUGAAUGUUGACAGCGGUCCGAUCGAGGAAAUGCAAUUCCGGCCGAUCAGCGAGAAACACGCGAUUAACACGCUGACACAGUCACUCAGUGAUGCUGUCCGUGGGAAUCUGCCCAGGUACUAUGUACCCAGUUUGUAUCUGUUGGUCGAUCGGGUGCCGCGCACGAAGUCGAAGAAGACGGAUCGUCGAAAACUUCAUAUGCUGGGCCAAGCUUAUUAUAUGGAGCAUCGGGAGGAGUUGGAAGAUAUCACUGUUUGGCCUGAGUGGGAUUGA